Molecule: messenger RNA, 993 nt
Organism: Formica exsecta
Lineage: Eukaryota; Metazoa; Arthropoda; Insecta; Hymenoptera; Formicidae
Exons: 1
Coding region: 1-993 (330 amino acids)
Biological process (GO): DNA integration
Molecular function (GO): nucleic acid binding
Source: RefSeq, a predicted model, not a curated record
AUGGGGAAUCUUCCUCGCAGCCGAGUCACUCCUGGACGCCCGUUCCUCCACACCGGCGUGGACUACGUCGGCCCGUUCCAAAUCCGGACGUCCAAAGGGCGAGGACAUCGAGCGUACAAAGGCUUCAUCGCCGUUUUUGUGUGCCUUUGUACACGAGCCGUGCACUUAGAGUUGGCCUCGGACUAUACAACCGAGGCCUUCUUGGCCGCCUUCCGCCGAUUCACUUCACGUCGCGGCCUGUGCACGGACUUAUACUCUGAUUGCGGCACCAACUUUAUUGGCGCAGACCGCGAAUUGAGAAAACUCUUCCAAGGAUCAACGUCCGACGGCCGUCGUAUCGCGCACAUCACGAGUUCACAGGGAGUGCGAUGGCACUUCAACCCACCCGCCGCGCCGCACUUCGGGAGGCUCUGGGAGGCGGCCGUCAAAUCCACAAAACACCACUUGAGACGAAUCAUCGGGGAAGCCACGCUAACAUUUGAGGAGUUCAGCACCUUCCUCACACAAGUGGAGACCUGCCUAAAUUCAAGGCCACUCCACGCCUUAUCCGACGACCCCGACGACUUCACCGCACUAACACCCGGACACUUCCUCAUUGGCGCCCCGCUUCUCGCCGUACCGGAGCCAUCGCGGACCGAACAAAGGGACACUCACAUAUCGCGAUGGCAACUGGUGCAAAAAAUGAGGGACCAUUUCUGGCAAAGAUGGUCCCGAGAAUACCUUCACGGACUUACCUUUCGACCGAAGUGGCUGGGACCUGAGGUGGCUCCCAACAUCGGCACGCUUUGCUUACUCCGCUCCGAGACAACCCUGCCGAGCCGAUGGCCCCUCGCCCGCAUCAUCAAGCUGCACCCCGGAGGCGACGACGUCGUGCGCGUGGUGACCAUCCGGACACCCACCAUAGAGCUCAUCCGACCACUUACCAAGCUCGUGUUGCUUCCCAGCAUCACCGAGACAUCAUCGCCGACAAAAAACCGCUCUCUUGUACACUAG